AUGCUUUCCCUGGAACAGAUUCGCAACGAAACGGACGCUGUUCGCGCCGCCCUGGUGCGCCGCGCCGAAGAUGACGAUUGCCUCGACGAAAUUCUUGCCCUGGAUACAGAGCGGCGUGUCGCCAUAACCGACGGCGACAACCUGCGGAGCCGUCGCAACCAGGUGUCCCGGGAGAUUGGGCAGGCCCGCGCCCAGGGUCAGCAACCGCCCGAUGACGUCGUUGCCGAAAUGCGCGACGUGGGUCAGCAGAUCAGCGACCUUGAGGAAACCGUCCGCACUCUUGAUGUGCGGAUCAACGGCCUGCUCAUGGAGUUGCCCAACCUGCCUGACGCUACCACGCUGGACGGUCUGGACGAAUCGGCCAACCGGGUGCUGCGUCAUUGGGGAGAAUUGCCCCAGUUCGAUUUCGCGCCGCAGCCCCACUGGGAUCUAGCCGAGCAGCUGGGCGUUAUCGACUUCCAACGCGGCGUCAAGCUGUCGGGCAGCCGGUUCUACACGCUGAACGGUCGUGGAGCACGCCUGGAGCGGGCCAUCAUAUCGUGGAUGCUGGACCUGCACAGCGAGGAGCAUGGCUACACCGAGAUGGCGUUGCCCAUCCUCGUGCGCCGGGAGAUUAUGGAAGGCUCUGGCAACUUGCCACGCUUCGCCGACAACCUGUACCACGAUGAAGAAGAUGACCUGUGGCUGAUUCCAACUGCGGAAGUGCCGGUAACGAACCUGCACCGCGACGAGAUAUUGUCCGCCGAUGAGUUGCCCCUGUACUACGUGGCCCACACGCCGUGCUUCCGCCGGGAAAAGGCGGCGGCCGGACGCGACACCCGCGGCAUCAAGCGCGUACAUCAGUUCAACAAGGUGGAGAUGUACAAAUUCGUCGAGCCGGGAACCUCCUUUGACGAGCUGGAAACACUGCUGGGUAACGCCGAAACCGUCUGCCAACGCCUGGGCCUGCCCUACCGCAUCCUGGAGUUGUGCGCCGGCGACAUAUCCUUCCCAUCAGCCAAAUCCUAUGACAUUGAAGUGUGGGCGGCCGGCUCCGGAGAAUGGCUGGAAGUGUCCUCCUGUUCCAACUGCACCGACUUUCAGGCGCGGCGAGCCAACGUGCGUUACCGUCCGGCUGCCGGCGAACGCCCGCGAUUCGUCCACACUCUGAACGGUUCCGGCCUGGCGCUGCCCCGGGUAAUGAUCGCAAUCCUGGAGAACAACCAGCAACCGGAUGGUUCGGUCAUAAUCCCAGAACCACUGCACCCAUACACCGGAUUCGAUACGAUACCGGCGCCAUAA
This is a messenger RNA of Geodia barretti, 1281 nucleotides long. The record is from the annotation of a GenBank genome assembly. NCBI's taxonomy places the organism in Eukaryota, Metazoa, Porifera, Demospongiae, Tetractinellida, Geodiidae.